Messenger RNA from Lodderomyces orthopsilosis Co 90-125, 1644 nucleotides. RefSeq names its product RNA-dependent ATPase (gene CHR1). Gene Ontology annotation, molecular function: nucleic acid binding; ATP binding; RNA helicase activity. Gene Ontology annotation, biological process: maturation of SSU-rRNA. Lineage: Eukaryota; Fungi; Ascomycota; Pichiomycetes; Serinales; Debaryomycetaceae. The record is from RefSeq and is a predicted model, not a curated record. The coding region runs from base 1 to 1644 and encodes 547 amino acids. The transcript has a single exon.
AUGGAUAUCUUUAGAAUUCUAAGCAGAGGAGCUUCUUUAAAGAAAUCUAGAGAUGUGACUACUGAUUAUGCCCUCCCUUCAGCUAAGCAAAACCAAAGUCAAAAACAUAAAGAGGAAUCAAUCUUAAACCAAGUUGAGAAGGAGACUGAUUUCUUUCACACAAGGAAGCACACAAAACAAGUACCAGAAAAGGAGGUUGAACUUGAAUCUCCUGAGCAACAGAAAGAAGAUGAAGCGCCUCCAUUGGAGUUGAAAGAUGAAGACGAUGCCAAAAAGUUUAGAAAUCUACAUAGAUCUAAAGUUACUGGUGAUGACAUUCCUAUCCCUAUUGGUUCAUUUGAAGACAUGAUUGGCAGGUUCAAAAUUGACAGGCAACUUUUAUCUAAUCUUAUUGAUAAUGACUUUAUUGGGCCCACGGCUAUUCAAUGUGAAUCAAUACCGAUAACUUUAUCCAGUAGAGAUUUGAUUGCUUGUGCUCCAACAGGUUCAGGUAAGACAUUGGCAUUUUUGAUUCCCUUGAUUCAACAGCUUCUCAAAAAACAAGUUGAAAAAAACUAUGGAGUGAGAGGGUUGAUCAUUUCUCCUACAAAUGAAUUAGCAGUACAAAUUUUCCAAGAAUUGGAAACUUUGGUUAGGGGAAAGAAACUUACCAUUGGUAUAUUAUCAAAACAACUUGCAAGUAAGUUGAAUAACGAUAUCGUCAAAGCAUCCAAGUACGACAUCAUCGUAUCCACCCCAUUACGUUUGAUAGAUAUCGUCAAAAAUGAAAAGAUUGAUUUAUCCAAAGUAGAUCAAUUGGUUAUUGAUGAAGCUGAUAAAUUAUUCGAUCAUGGAUUUGCCGAGCAGACUGAUGAAAUAUUGAAUCAUUUAACAAAUACCAAGAUACGAAAAUCAAUGUUUUCUGCAACCAUCCCAUCUGGAGUUGAAGAGAUGGCACAUUCAAUCAUGAAGGACCCAAUUAGGGUAAUCAUUGGUCAUAAAGAAGCUGCAAGUAGCACAAUUGACCAGAAGUUGAUUUUUACGGGGAAUGAAGAAGGUAAGUUGUUAGCUAUUAGACAAAUGGUUCAAAAUGGGGAAUUCAAACCUCCAAUCAUAAUAUUUUUACAAUCAAUCACCAGAGCUAAAGCAUUGUUUCAUGAAUUGGUGUAUGAUAAAUUGAAUGUUGAUGUGAUACAUGCGGAAAGAACACCAAAGCAAAGAGACGAGGUGAUUAAGCGAUUCAAAAACGGUGAUAUUUGGGUUCUUAUAACAACUGAUGUGCUUGCUAGAGGUGUCGACUUCAAAGGUGUGAACUUGGUCAUCAACUAUGAUGUCCCGCAGAGUGCUCAAGCAUAUGUGCAUAGAAUAGGUAGAACAGGAAGGGGUGGAAGAGCUGGUAGAGCAGUCACAUUUUUUACGAAGGAAGAUGAUAAAGCAGUCAAACCAAUAAUCAAUGUCAUGAAGCAAUCAGGUUGCAAGUCCGGAUUCAGUGAAUGGAUGGAAAAUAUGGGCAAACUUAGCAAAAAGGAAAAGAAAAACGUCAAGACUCACGAAGUCAAACGAAAGAAGAUCAGUACAGUUCCCAAGUUGAUAAAGCAAAAGAGAAAGCAAAAACAAGAAAUGAUAGCUGCUUCAAAAAGAAGAAAACAAGCUGAAAGCAAUUAG